Molecule: messenger RNA, 2576 nt
Organism: Trematomus bernacchii (emerald rockcod)
Lineage: Eukaryota; Metazoa; Chordata; Actinopteri; Perciformes; Nototheniidae
Product: solute carrier family 22 member 13-like
Exons: 10
Coding region: 5-1624 (539 amino acids)
Biological process (GO): transmembrane transport
Cellular component (GO): membrane
Molecular function (GO): transmembrane transporter activity
Source: RefSeq, a predicted model, not a curated record
GAACAUGGCGGACUUUGGAGAGAUUCUCCGCACCAUUGGAGAGUUUGGAUUAUUUCAGAAGAUCACUCUUUUUGCUCUUUGCUUCCCAAAUCUUAUCCUGCCUUUUCACUUUGCCAGUGUAUUUUUUAUUCAGUCAGAUCCAGAUAGACACUGUAACACAGACUGGAUCCUUCGGGCAGACUCUAACCUGACCACAGAUGAGCAGCUGAACCUGACUCUGCCCCGAGAGGAUGACGGGACCUUUAGCAAGUGUCAGAUGUUUGUCCCUGUGAACUGGUCUAUUGGUGCCAUCAGGGAGUACGGACUCAAUGAGACCACAGGGUGCCAGAAUGGAUGGGUGUACUCCAACACGCUGUACGAGGCCACCAUAGUCACUGAUUUUAAUCUAGUUUGUGACCAGAGUAAUUUGUUGGAAUUAGCUCAAGCAGGGUUGAUGGCUGGCAUUCUUUUUGGUUGUCUCUUAUUUGGACCUUUUGCUGAAUCGUUUGGUCGUAAACGAGCCGCUCAGAUCCCAGUCGUUGUGAUGCUCAUAUUUACUGUCACGACUGGAUUAUGUCCAAACUUCUUUUUGUAUAUGGCAUCCCAGUUCAUAUUGGGACUUGGCUAUGGCGGUUAUCGACUGAAUGGCGUCAUAUUGGCCACUGAGUGGAUCGGGGUGUCCAAAAGAUCCUGGGGAGCAUGUAUUACUCAGCUAUUUGGAGCAGUUGGACAGUGCCUCCUGGCUGGUAUGAUCUACUUCAUCAGAGACUGGAGACUGGCUCAGCUAAUUACAGCAGCUCCACUGGCAGUUGUUGCUAUUUACAUAUGGUUUAUACCAGAGUCAGCCAGGUGGUUGUUGGACAGAGGCAGGACAGAGGAGGCUAAACAGCUGAUUACCAAAGUGGCAGCCAUUAACAAAUGCACUGUUCCAGAGUCUCUUCUGGAAAAGAUUGUUGAGAAAAAAACUGUGAGAAAGGGAGGCAUAAUUAUUCUCAUGCAAUCAUCUGUGCUUAGGAAGUAUUUCUUAACCAUAAUAUUGGCAUGGUUCUCCUUGAAUGUUACAUACUACUCCCUUUCAUUCAAUGUUGGAAAUCUUGGCUUGGACAUCUUCCUGACGCAGCUUAUAUUUGGUCUGACUGAACUCCCAGCUCAUAUCCUUUGCAUAUGGCUGUUAGAAGCACUGGGGAGAAAAGUGUCACUGAUGUCAACUCUUCUGAUCGGGGGAUUCUUAUGCUUCUUAAUCCUAGCUGUUCCUCAAGAUAAUGCUGUUGCUAUGACCACGUUAGCAACUUCAGGACGUUUUUUCAUUAACUGGGCAGGAUCCAUAUGCAAUGUGUAUGUUCAGGAGCUGUUCCCAACAUCUUUUCGACAAACAGCCUCUGGUUUGGGCUCCAUUGCCAGCAGGGUUGGUGGCCUGCUGGCUCCACUGCUCAACAUGUUGGCUGUGUACCACUGGUCCAUACCCACCGUAGUCUUCAGCAGCCUGACACUGGUCAGUGGAGCCCUGGGCUUCCUUCUUCCUGAGACCAGGAGGAAAGAGCUUCCUGAUUCAACCGAUGAGGCUGAGGGCAACACAAAUAAGACCACGCUGAAGAGCCAAAGUGAAACAAAGAAGUUUGCACAAACCAUAUCUACCAAACUGUAGACUGAAUACUUCUGUUACUCUUGCUCCAUGUUUCUCUGCUAGCAGCAGAGACGGGUGGUUAAAAGUUUGCUUUGUCAUACAACUACUGGUCUCAUUAGCCUGAAGUUUGCUUUAGAUAUUCAUGUUUUGUCAGCGCACCUAAAGAUGUUUUACACAGGGCUCUGCAAUAUAUGAAUAUUAUAUCUUUAUUGUGAUAUGAGACCUACGUUUUGUUAAUCGUAAUAUCCAAAUCUAACUUCUCUAUGUCUGCAUUACAUUUAAGUGAUACAUGUAAUUUUUCUACCAGACUUAUAGCUGUUCCAUUAUUUGCCUUUACCAAUUUAAUCAUUAUAUCCACAUUACUGAUGAUUAUUAAUCAGAAACCUCAUUGGGAAAUGCAUCAACGGUAAACCCUAUAAUGUGUAACCUAUAUUAAUAUAUUAUUGUCAUUUUUCCCUAUUUCAGAGCCACCAUAUCCCCUUGUACACAAGACAUUGUAAUGGUUGAGUACUUUUAUGCUUUCCAUUAGUUUUCUUAUUCUGCCACCCUCAGGUUAAAUGUUGGCACACAAUAUAUUUCAAAGUCUAUGAGCUGAUAUCUCUGGAAGUUAGUGACAGCAUACAUGAUCACAGGGUUACAAACCCUUUUAAUUUAAAUGAAACUAUGGCUUAAUCUCUUGUGCCACCCUCAGGACAAUCUUUGUAUUUCAGUCAGUUGUUCAGUUUUUACCUUGAUCUAAUACAGUAGCAUGUUACUUAAAUUAUAAACGGUUUUCUGCGAUCUACUGUACACUGUAAAAACUGUUGCUUUGGUAAAACUUAAAAAAUAUGUGUCAAGCGAUUCCAAGCAAUUUUAAGAGUUGGGUAAACUCACUAAUGUGAUUUUUUCUGCAUAUGAAAAGAUGAGAUGAGCCUACAAUUAAAAGCCCAGAUAUUAAGUGUAACCAAUGCAAAUAACAAUCUGCUAAGAACCA